UCCUAUGACUGUCCUCAGAAUGUCCCCCAGAUGUCCCCAGAAUGUCCCAUAGAAUGUCCCCCAAAUGUCAUCUUGUGUCUUCAGGUCUUGUCCUUUGGGUUAAACCCUGCCCUUGCUUUGUCUUCGUGAAGAUGUGGACAUACGUUGGACAUGCGAGCAUCUCCAGUGCGUCACUGGUGUGAGUUUGUGUGGCAUCAGCAGGCUCCUCCCUCUGUGCUGAGCCCCGCCCCUGUCCUGUGCAUCAGUAUAAAAAGGAGGGACGGGUCUGUUUGAGCCACAGCAUCGACACCAGGACGAGGAUCAGCAUCUUCAGACUGAAACGACAGCUGCAGACAUGAACAUUGGAUUCUGUGCGUUUAUCCUGUUGGUGACGAUGACCAGUGGGAGGAGUCUGUCGUCACAGUCAGCGGUCGUCCAGUCACAGAGAGCCGAGGCCCUGGCAUCCAACAGCCUGACCCCACCCUCGCCCAACCACACCCACCAGGCCCGCUCGUGUCCCCCCCCAGGACAGAUGGACCACUAUAACCACGUCCCAGGAGGGGACACCCAGGACAGUGUGAACCAGCUCCUGGCCCGCCUCAUGUCCAGGAAAGGUGUCCCGUCCCAGACCAGGUCUUCCUUGUCCAUCAGGUCCGCUGGUCCUGGUCUGGGUCCAGGUCACCGGAUAAAGGACCGGGACUACCUGGGCUGGAUGGACUUUGGACGUCGCAGCGCAGUGGAGUACGAGUACUCCUCCUGAAGACAGCACCUCCUCUGUCCUAAAGUCCACAGACAUCAGUCCGUCUCACGCUGCACUGAACCCUGGACGGACUGGACCCAAACCCGGACCUGAACCUCCAGAACACACAGGGACCAGGACCACCUUCAUCCAGUCGUUUCCUUUGGCUUUAUUUGUUCAGAAGAAUUUUCAGAAAUGUAUGAAAAUAAAAAAAACAAUAAAAUCAAUUGUCAAAGCC
Sphaeramia orbicularis (orbiculate cardinalfish) is the source of this 956-nucleotide messenger RNA. RefSeq names its product cholecystokinin-like. Gene Ontology annotation, cellular component: extracellular region; axon. Gene Ontology annotation, molecular function: neuropeptide hormone activity. NCBI's taxonomy places the organism in Eukaryota, Metazoa, Chordata, Actinopteri, Kurtiformes, Apogonidae. Gene Ontology annotation, biological process: digestion. The record is from RefSeq and is a predicted model, not a curated record.